Messenger RNA from Iphiclides podalirius (scarce swallowtail), 210 nucleotides. The record is from the annotation of a GenBank genome assembly. NCBI's taxonomy places the organism in Eukaryota, Metazoa, Arthropoda, Insecta, Lepidoptera, Papilionidae.
AUGUUCCAGCAUCGACCGGUCGACCAGUACCUUCCAGUGGUCCGCCUCCGUGCGGAAACUGGUGGUCUCCGCAGGGGCCGUCUCGAAGCCCCUCUGGCGCUCCAUCUCCUCGGCGCCUCGCUCCACCUGAACGGUCACCGCCAACGUCCCACUUCAAAAUCCACCACCACCACAAUCAGACCAGCUUUACGCACGCGACCACGUGAUACG